CUCAGGCCAAUCAGCUGUUUGUCUUUGUGCUACCGCCAAGCUCGCCUCAGCUCUCCACACGUAGAAGCUGUUUCACUUGCGCCUCUACGGCCGGUAAAAAGUUGUAAAAGAAGCGUGUUUUCUGGUGCAACAGUCGUGUCGGGUUCUCUUUAUCCUUUGCUUUAACUUUCCCCGUUUCUGAUCUAUAUUCUUCAAAUAUCUGUCCUAAAAAUGGUGCAAUCAGCGCUGAACGCGAUGCCGGAGUCGCCAUUUUGAUGAUACGUUGAGCCUGACUAAACUAUCACACUUAUGAUAAACUUGUUUUCACGUAGUUCCCAGUUCACCUAAAAGAACAUAAUUGACACCGCAUCAUCAGCGAACCAUCAGUGAUGACCCAGCAAAAUAAAACCAUGAAUUUUCUAAUACACGACGCUAAUGGGCAACCGCAAGUUAUCAAAGUGGUACCAAGCACUCAAACUAAAACAUUGAGCGGACUUGUGAGUUCCACAAAUGCUGGAAACCUCAAAGUAUUCAAGACGCCAAACCAGGAUACCCAGGUUCUUUCUGGCGGAACUCAAGUUCUCAGAACUAUAAGUAUACAAGGCUCCUCAACGCCUGGUCAGCGCCUGGUCACGAUUCCUGUACAAAAUGCAAAAAUGUCUACAGUGAAGCCUGGUGAAUCUGUCGUCACUAAAACUAUUCAACUUACCACCGCUCGAAUGAGCGACUUCAAACAGGCCGUGGUGGCUCAGCCACAACAACAGGCUAGUGGUCAACAACAGAUUGGUAAGGAUCAAUCAGUAAAAACGUUCAUCAGUCCUAUUUUGGACCACACUGGAUCUAGGAAACGCCAGGAUGUUGAGAGCAGCGACUUUGUCCCAGAGUACAAACGGAGAAAAACUGAAAAAGUUGGAAAGGGACUACGCCAUUUCUCAAUGAAAGUCUGUGAAAAGGUGAAAAAAAAAGGCACGACAUCGUACAACGAAGUCGCUGAUGAAUUGGUUGGUGAAUUUACUAAUCCGGCGCACAUUAAUUCGCUAACCGAACAGCAGUAUGAUCAGAAAAAUAUCAGGCGGCGCGUGUAUGAUGCAUUGAACGUGUUGAUGGCAAUGAACAUAAUUUCCAAGGAGAAAAAGGAAAUAAGGUGGCUCGGUUUACCUACAAAUUCCCUGCAGGAGUGCUUAUCAUUAGAGAAGGAUAAGAAGAAAAAGAUAGAAAGAAUCAAAGCCAAGACGCAGCAAUUGCAUCAGUUGAUUUUGCAACAUGUGUCCUUCAAAAAUUUAGUGGAACGAAACCAUGAGAAUGAAAAUGUUUAUGGACCGCCUAAGCCUAAUUCCGCUAUUCAGUUGCCGUUCAUUAUUGUCAACACCAGUAAGAAAACUGUUAUCGACUGCAGCAUUUCACAUGACAAAACGGAGUACCUGUUCAAUUUUAAUGACAAGUUUGAGAUACACGACGAUAUAGAAGUUUUAAAGAGAAUGGGACUGGCUUUUGGUCUAGAGAAGGGUGACUGUACGGAUGAGGAUUUAAGAAAAGCAAAAACCAUGGUGCCAAAGUCCCUUGAAAAAUACGUAGAGCAGUUGGCAACUGGAGACUUAGAGAGUCUCAUUCCUGUGAAAAUUCCUGGACCGAGCACGUCGAUCGACGAACUAGAGAUAAAGUUGGAAGAAUCUGGAUCUCGACCACCGUCUUCAUCUCGCACUUCUCUUUCCGAAGAUCCUUUGUCGCCACCAUCGCAGUAUUUCUCAGAAGAAGAAGACGAGGAAGAAGAAAGCGACCAAGACGAUGAAGUGCCAAGUGAUCUUGAAGUCAACUAAAAUACCAGUCCUCAGUAUUCGCAUCACUUAAGAUUAUGCAAAGUAAAAGUCAUUCUUGCGAACACUCGAUUCCUGCAUCGUUAGGUACUUUGUUUUAUUGACCCGUAGUUCGUCCAAGUCGCGGAUUGCGAUAAAGCGACACUGCUAUAACUAAAUUUGCAUGCCCUCUAUUGACUCAAGCAGAAUUCAAAACAGCUGAUGUGGUCGGAUGGCUGUCGAACUACCAAAUUAGAACCGAGCGAUAACACUCCAAACGGAAUGUGUAUUCAGAUGUAGCUUUCGUGCUUCAAAGAAAUUGCCGGAAUGGCCGGACUCCGGACGGAAAUGGGGCCGGAAAAUGGAAUUGCGGCGACGUCUGUACAUUUUUUUUUUUGUACUAUCUAAUCGUUGUUUGCACAGGGACUGAAAUCGGUGCUAUUUUAAUCGUGCGUCGUAUCCUGGAAUUAAACACUAAUAUGUACAUACAUACGUGUUAUAAAUAACAAUUGUAAUCUUACAAUAUACAAUAUCGUUAAUAUCCCAUGUAUUAAGGAUAACAAAAAAAAAGGAAGACAAAUACAACUUUUACUUACUUUCUUAUGGUACAUGAAGAGAAAAAAGAACGGUAUAUAAAGCACACAGCAUGAUACAACAUUAUAGACAAUGAAGGGACAAAUACGAAUCAAGUAAUGAUACAAACGUACAGACUAAGGUCUGGCUAAUUUGCAAUAAAUAAAUCGUAACAUUA
Athalia rosae (coleseed sawfly) is the source of this 2523-nucleotide messenger RNA. It is a transcript of the gene Dp, whose product is annotated as transcription factor Dp-1. Lineage: Eukaryota; Metazoa; Arthropoda; Insecta; Hymenoptera; Athaliidae. The coding region runs from base 369 to 1796 and encodes 475 amino acids. The transcript has 10 exons. Gene Ontology annotation, cellular component: transcription regulator complex; nucleus. Gene Ontology annotation, biological process: regulation of cell cycle; regulation of transcription by RNA polymerase II. The record is from RefSeq and is a predicted model, not a curated record. Gene Ontology annotation, molecular function: RNA polymerase II transcription regulatory region sequence-specific DNA binding; DNA-binding transcription factor activity, RNA polymerase II-specific.